Molecule: messenger RNA, 1889 nt
Organism: Labrus bergylta (ballan wrasse)
Lineage: Eukaryota; Metazoa; Chordata; Actinopteri; Labriformes; Labridae
Product: beta-1,3-galactosyltransferase 5
Cellular component (GO): Golgi membrane
Molecular function (GO): N-acetyl-beta-D-glucosaminide beta-(1,3)-galactosyltransferase activity
Source: RefSeq, a predicted model, not a curated record
CAAUUAAGUCGCCUAGCAAUCACCUUUUACCCGGUUGCGUCAGCGGUUAACUCACGCAGCCCAAGCUUCUUUAAAAAGUGAAAACACCAUAAAAUGUCACUGGUGCCGUUUCACGAAAUCACGGCGGAGCGUGCCGGUCUGACAGCUCCUGCUGCCCGCGUCAUCACACUCACCUGGCGGAACUUCUUCGUGUCUGCUCUCUGCUUCAGCAGGCGAGCACAGAGGGCAUUGGUAGACGUCCUCCUGUCCACGUCACCUCGGGGACCACGGAGUGUCGUUAGGUUUUUCCCCACUGAGGUGGAGGGAAUCGCUGCGGCACAUCACCACCAUGGUGAGAGUCCGUGUCAUCAGAAGAAAUGUUUGUUCCACUCCUGGUUCCACUCCUGGUUCCAGUUAGUGCUCCUGAUUUGUUUGCUGCUCUUAGUCUUGUGUUACAUUCUGUCCGAAAGCUCUGUCUCGUGGUUGGACAGUUUCCCCUCGCAAGAGCACUACAAGAAGUUUUUCAAUCUGACCAGACAGAUUUACAACCGUCCUAAUCUCAUACCACCUUAUGAAUCGACUACCCUGCCAACUACUGAAGCACCCUCUUGGCCUCAGUAUCACCAAGCCUACCCACGCAACUACCACUUCAUCAUGGAUAACACAGAGGUAUGCAGCAGCCCAACCCCUUUCCUUGUUUUGAUGGUUCCAGUAGCACCAAAUAAUGUUGCAGCUCGUGACGCUAUUCGGCAGACGUGGGGCAACGUGAGAAAGGUUCAGGGCGAGGUGGUGCGUACUCUGUUCAUGCUGGGUUCUUCUGGAGGAGCUAACGUCGAGCAGCAGCAGCAAAAGCUCAAAGAGGAGAAUGUGAAGCAUCGAGACCUAAUCCAGAGCGCCUUCAAGGACACUUACAGCAAUCUAACCAUCAAGACCAUGGUUAUCAUGGAAUGGCUGGUGACGCGCUGCCCUUCAGCAGCCUAUGCCAUGAAGAUUGAUUCAGAUAUGUUUCUGAAUAUUGACAAUCUAGUGAUCAUGCUGAAGAAGCCAGGCAUCCCAAAGCAUAACUACCUUACAGGGAUGCUCAUGUGGAACCGGCCAGUUGUGCGCUCAAAGAACUCCAAGUGGUAUGUCUCUGAGCAGAUGUAUCCAGAACCAAGGUACCCAACCUACACCCUGGGCAUGGGAUACGUCUUCUCCAAUGAUCUUCCGGAGAAAUUUGUGGAGAUAUCAAAAUCAAUAAAACCCUUCAACAUUGAAGAUGCUUAUAUUGGAAUGUGCAUGAAAAAGCUUGGACUUGGACCCACAUCACCGCCAGAUCCCUCCCAGUUUCAGGCCUAUAACACACAAUACAACCGCUGUUCAUUCUCUAAGGUCAUCACAUACAUUCUCGCGACCUCAGAACAGCUGGUGAAUUACUGGACUGAUUUAAAGAAACCAGGACCUCCUUGUUUAAAAAAAAAAUAAAGAAUUCACUUUGGUGGAAUAUGGGAUAUUAAUUUAUUUAAUGAUUUCUAAUGUUCUGGUGUUAAGUUUUCCAUUCUCAUAUGAGACCACUUUUGAGUAGUUUUGACUACUAAUGUUACUGUAGGCAGAUAUUUUGAUGAGCAGGCCUCUUAAAUGUACAAAUACAUGAUUCUUUUGUGUCUGAACAUUUAGAUUUAUUGUAGCGUAUCUUAAUGCUAUAUGAAGGAAGCAAUGAAUUAUAUUCAUAUUAAAAUAUGUACAUUUGUUGUUAAUGGCACAGAAAUCUUAGCUCGUCUGUACAUCUCUCUUCGUGGACUUUAGAAAAACACUUCAAACUACAACUACCUGGCAGAUAAUGUUAUUUUUCUAAUUUAAAUUAACUACUAAGGUCUCACUAUUCUAUUGAACACACCUCUUAAACAAAGUUAUUCAACAUGUCACAAACA